AUGCCAGGGUACUCAAAAAACCACUACAGCAGCAACUUCUUCUCGCAAGACCUGCAAGAGUCCGACUGUGUGAUACAGGAGUUCCUGCUCGACGCUAAUUGCUUCUCCAUUCCAGCGGCAGCGGUGGAUGGAGGGAUCUACUGCAUCGCUGAGGGCUCACUUCAGAACGGGGAGGUGGUGGAGGCGCCGACCGUUCUCACCAAGGGUGCAGAAGCAGCGACAGCAGGGGCAUUCACUGCCGACCCGCUCGUGCUCUUCUCGUAUGAUUCUGUCAAGGAGGGCUGUGGCACACAGCUGCAGUUCCAAGCCAACUUCACCUUCUUCAUGUUGCCUUCCACCGCUGCUGCUGCUGCUGCUGCUGCUGCUGCUGCUGGCCAGGGAGGCAACGGGCUCGCGUUUGUGAUUUCGGCGACGAAUGCGGCGGGGACUGGCGGGGAGGGGGGAGGGGUGGGGUACGCUGGCAUGGACGCUCGGAGCGUGGCGGUGGAGUUUGACACGUUCACAGAUGCAGCGCAUGGGGACAUGCCCGCCCACCACGUGGGGCUCAACACCGGCGGCAGCGCCACUUCCGUCAAGGCCGUUCAAUCACCCUUCCGUCUCAACAACCGAAAGGCUUAUACAGCGUGGAUUGAUUACUUUCCCGGAGCCCCCGGAGCCCUCAAGGUGUACCUGUCUGGGGACGAUGUGAAGCCAGAUGUGCCUCUACUGGAGAGCCCUCUGUCGCUGUGUGACGUGCUGCAGCCAAUGGCUGCUCAAAGAGCGUUCUACUUUGGGUUUGUGGCGUCCUCUGUGGCCCCCUUCCAGCAGCAGCACGCCAUCCUGGUGUCUCUCAUCCGAACAGGGUUUUCAAUUCCCGCAAAAGCCAGUGCAGUAUCCAUCGUUCCAGCCUUCGGCUUAGCCCUGUCUGCAACGACGUUCCGGCCUUUGCGGGCGAGUCCGUUCACGCGGUACGUGAGUGGAUCCUACUCGCUCACGCAGUCGGGGCAGCAGGACGCCUGGCUCCUCCGAGACCCCUCCUCCUGGGAUGUGCCCUGGCUAUCCUGGCCCGUCAAGGACCAGGACGCCUGCAAUGCGUGCUGGGCAUUCGCAGUGGUGGCGAGCGUAGAGGCUGCCUAUGGCAUCGCACAGAAGUUACCCGCGCCACAGCUGUCAGUGGAGUCGCUCUUUGCAGCCAUGGGGCUCACCACUCAAGAAGGGAAGUGCAGCGCUGGAGGCUCCCCAACAGACGCCUUUGAGAAGCUGCUCGCUCUGCCCAAAGGGGGACUAACUCUAGUCGCCACAUUGCCUGCAAGCACAAGCAAAACGGCUGUUGUGAAGUACUAUCCCGUUCAGGGCUUUGAGCGCACGCGGUUCAAGGGGUACGUGGGGCUCAUGCUGGCAGUGGAACGGCAGCCGGUGCUGGUUCACAUCGAAGCCUCUGCUCCCACGUUCGCCACAUACGACGGGGGUUGGGGCGACAGGGGUCACAUGCGCAUGGACAUUCAGGGAGGGGAUGGCGUGUGUGGCAUCAAUGUGCUGCCUGGCAUCUACCCAAUCAUCAAGAUCCCGGGCGACCCCUGUCUUCUCCAGGGCUUUAAAUUUGACCGGGAGGACUGGCCGGCCAUGAACCCGUGCGGGCGCUUUGACUGCCGCGCCAACACGCGCCGCACCGCUUACACAUGCAACUGCAACCUGCCCCGCCCUGGGCCCCAGCCGUUUGUGGAGGUCGCCAACGCGGACGCCUCGCGCACCUGCGCCUACAUGGACGUGUGCGGAUCCUAUACCAGCAACCCCUGUGCCGUGGGCACAUGCAUCAACGAUGGCAAGGGCUCCUACUCCUGCAUCUGCCCUCCCAACUACGCUGCCAGCUCCACCAUUGACAACUUCCCCACCUGCGGCCCAGCUCCACCAUUGACAACUUCCCCACCUGCGGCCCAGGCACCUCUCUCCAUCCCCAUGUCUUCCCUUCCUGCAUAUUUCAUCCUCAUCUUCCCUGCCGACGUGACAGCAACAACAGUGGCAGUGGGAGCAGACAACUGGCAGUGUGCGGACGUGCAUCCUAUCAUGGGGCUCACCCUUUCCAUCUUCACCACUCUCAACAAGUCCAUGCAGUGUGAGUGUGCGGGCAAAUCCCGGUUUCUCCACGUGCAUCCAGUCAUGGGGCUCACCCUUUCCAUCUUCACCACACUCAACAAGGGCAUUGACUGCAGCAAGCCGCUGAAGAGAGGCACAACACUGAAUAUCAAGCCCCCUUCACCCAUUGUUGCCUGCACCACCUUUUUCUUCACUGUGAACAGCCUCUCUCCCGGCCGCUCUCUGUGCCUGGAGCGCAAUCCAGAGCUUGUGAGCACGGCGCCUGUGUGCUUGCAAUACGCGAUGCUGACAGCGCAGGAAACGUGCGAGCGGCUUCUGAAAGGGUCUGUUGCCAUAGUGAAUGCGGCUGCGUGGGCCGCUCUCUACCGCAACAACCCCGGCCUCGUCUGCUCCAACACCAUCCCUGGCUCUGCUUCGGCUGCUGGGAGCAACACUGGUGUGCAGGUGAGAGGGCAGGCGGAGGGCGGGUGA
Molecule: messenger RNA, 2544 nt
Organism: Closterium sp. Naga37s-1
Lineage: Eukaryota; Viridiplantae; Streptophyta; Zygnematophyceae; Desmidiales; Closteriaceae
Source: the annotation of a GenBank genome assembly